AUGUUAAGAGAAAGUAAGCAGGUAGCCUACUUUGACGAGAAUAGCUCCCCUGAUGACAAACGUCCAGAUGAGUUCAAGACGUUCUGGUCGAAACACUAUGAGUUAUCUGCUCAUAAGAACUGCCUCUUGUGGGGAAACAGAGUAAUAAUUCCCAAAGAGGGUCAACAGCGAGUGUUAGACGAGCUCCAGCUGGGUCAUCCAGGGAUUGGACACAUGAGAGCCCUUGCUCGGUCAUACGUAUGGUGGCCGAAGAUCGAUGAGGACAUUGAACAGUCUGUCAAGAGUUGCACCGAAUACCAAUGCACAAGGCAUGCACCACCACGUGUGCCGAUACAUCCUUGGGAGGUUCCACACUCUCAAUGGUCUCGUCUUCACGUGGACUUUGCUGGUCCGUUCCAUAGACAAUCAUUCCUCCUAGUAGUUGAUGCCUACUCAAAGGAGCUAGAGGAAAAGCUCAUGCCAUCUACAUCUGCCGAAGCUACUGUCAACGUACUACGGGAGAUCUUCACUACGCACGGCAUUCCAGAUGUUGUGGUCAGCGACAACGGACCUCAGUUCACAUCUGCUCACUUCCAAACAUUGCUUCGGAGAAACGCUAUAAGGCAAAUUCUCGUGGCUCCCUAUCACGCUGCAAGCAACGGACAGGCAGAACGAAUGGUUGAAGACUUGUCUGACAGACUGCAUCCAGAUGGAAUAAGUAAACGCCAGGAGGUAGAGGAAAAGCAGGCUCCCAGACCAGCCGUAAGGACCUUUAAAGACUCUGACCGGGUGUAUGUGCGAAACUAUGGCCAUGGACAGCCAUGGAUCCCUGCAACAAUUGAGAAGCCUACUGGACCUGUGUCGUACAGAGUUAUAACUCAGGAUGGCAGAGUUGUGAGACGCCAUCUAAACCAAAUGAGAGGUCACGCCACACCAAGCAACGAACUGCCAGAGUCAGUUGAGAACCCGACUGAUGUUUCUACAGGCGACUGUGUCCCACAAGGACUUGUAACACCUACAUCUGUUCCAAUGGAUCAAGCACCAGCUAGUUCCCCAGCUGUUACAGAAGCCGCAACUUAG
Ornithodoros turicata is the source of this 1059-nucleotide messenger RNA. RefSeq lists its product as uncharacterized. The transcript is spliced from 3 exons. The record is from RefSeq and is a predicted model, not a curated record. Lineage: Eukaryota; Metazoa; Arthropoda; Arachnida; Ixodida; Argasidae. Gene Ontology annotation, molecular function: nucleic acid binding. Gene Ontology annotation, biological process: DNA integration. The coding region runs from base 1 to 1059 and encodes 352 amino acids.